AUGAAAUUAUUAUUCAAAUAUAGAAAUGUUAUUUUAAAUCAAACUAGGUGUACUUCAUCUUAUUUAACAUGGCCUUUAACGGGAGUAAAUGAAUUGUCAGGUAAUUUAAAAAAUCUUGAAAAACAUUGGAAAGAUUUAUCAACAACUAAGUUUAAAUCUAAAGAUUCAAUGGCUCCAACAAAAUACAUUCUUUCAAUGUUUCCAUAUCCAUCAGGAACUUUACAUAUGGGUCAUAUGAGAGUAUACACAAUAUCAGAUGUCUUGGCUCGUUAUUAUUCAUUAAAUGGAUAUUCUAUUCUUCAUCCAAUGGGUUGGGAUGCUUUUGGAUUACCAGCUGAGAAUGCUGCCAUUGAAAGGGGUAUUGAUCCAUCAAAAUGGACUUAUGAUAAUAUUAAUAUUAUGAAAAAUCAAUUAAUAAGAACUGGAGUAUGUUUUAAUUGGGAUAGAGAAAUUUUUACCUGUGAUCCUUCAUUCUACAAAUGGACACAAUGGAUAUUUUUAAAACUUUCUGAAAAAGGUUUAGUUAAAAGAGCUGUUAGUGAAGUUAAUUGGGAUCCUAUUGAUAAGACUGUACUGGCUGCUGAACAAAUUGAUAGUGAAGGUAGAAGUUGGAGGAGUGGUGCUAUUGCUGAGAAAAAAAAAUUAAGACAAUGGGUUAUUGAAACAACAAAAUAUGCCAAAAGAUUAAAAGAUGGUUUAGAUAUUAUAAAAGAAGACUGGAAGGAUGUUGCUGAUAUUCAAGCUAAUUGGAUAGGUAUAUGUGAUGUUUAUAGAUUUACUUUACCAUUAAAAAAUGAUAAUGAAGGAGUAUUAGAUGAAACAUUAGAUUUAAGAAUUAAAAAUCCACUUGAUUUAGAAAAAGGACAAUUUAUAAUUAUUGGAAAAAAUCAUCCAUUGGUUAAAGAAUAUGGAAAAGAAAAAGUAGAUAAAUAUUAUGUUUUAGAUGAUGUAAAAACAAUAAAUAUUCUUAAUGGUAAGGAAAUGCCAAUAGUUGUUGAAAAUAUUGAAGAGAAAGAUAAUCAUAAAGAAAUGUUUAUGGAUUCACGUCUUGGAGGUGUAAAAUUAUCAAAUGAAGACAAAGAAAUAAGUCAACUUUUAAAUUUACCACUUCCUUCAGUACAAAUAAGAAAUUUGGUAUUAAGUGAUGUCCAAGAAAUUGCCUCUUUUAGUGGUUAUGGUGGUUAUUUAACAUCAAGGAAAUUAAAAGAUUGGGUUGUUUCAAGGCAAAGAAAAUGGGGUACACCAAUUCCUAUGCUAUUGUCAGCUGAUAAUACUAAAGAUAUUCGAAGAGUACCUUAUGAAAAUCUUCCUAUUAAAAGUUCUGAUCAGGGAAAAGAAAUGAUAAUUGAUGAAAGUAAAUGGAUCAUUGAAAAUGAUACUUUAGAUACUUUCUUUGAUAGUAGUUGGUAUUAUUUAAGAUAUCUUGAUGUUAAGAAUGAUCGUCUUCCUGUAUCUUAUGAUGAGACAGUUAAAAGUAUGCCAAUUGAUGUAUAUGUUGGUGGUAUAGAACAUGCUGCUGUUCAUAUGUUUUUUGCUAGAUUUAUUAGUUAUUUUUUAAAAGAUAUUGAAAUUAUUAAUUGUAAUGAACCUUUUAAAAAUCUUGUACCUCAAGGUGUUGUAAGAGGUAGAACUUUUAUUAAUCCUAAUAAUGGUAAAUAUUUAAAAAAAGAAAAUGUUAUUAAAAAAGAUGAAAAAUUUUAUGAUAAAUCAUCGGGUAAUGAAGUGAUAAGUAUUUAUGAGAAGAUGUCUAAAAGUAAAAAUAAUGGUAUUGAUCCAUUAGAUAUUCUUGAUAGAGAUGGUAUUGAUUUGGCAAGACUUCAAUUAUUAGUAGCUGCUGCUCCAAAAAGUCCUAUCAAUUGGGAUGAUGGUGAUGUAAAAGGAAUUAAACGAUGGCUUGAUCGUUUAGCAUCUCUUACUAAUAAUUAUAUUUUAGCUAGAAAAAAAGAUAUUCCAUUUGAUGUAAAUAAGAUGAAUAACAAACUUGAGAAAGAACUUAAAAGUUCAUAUAAUUUUUAUAUUAGAAAUGUAACUAUUGCUUUAGAAGAUUUACAUUUACACAAUACUGCCAUAGCAAAAAUGAUUGGUUUAAUAAAUGUUUUAAAAAAAGUUGAUCCUAAAGCUAUAGAACAUAGUCUUGAAUUUGAGCGUUGUUUAUUUUCAUUAAUAAUAAUGCUUCAAAUUUUUGCUCCACAUACAAGUCAAGAGUUAUGGAGUGCUAUAACUAAAGUUCCAGCAAUAAAUCAAAAUCAUUGGAAUUUGAAGGAAGAUGUUAGAGGACAAAGAUGGCCAGAAAUUGAUAAAGAUGCAAUAAUAGAUGUUCUUGUUAUGGCAUGUAAUAUUAAUUGUGGUAGAGCAUUUGCUUCAAGAUUAGACAUCGAAAAUUUGAAUGAUGAGGAUGUCUUUGCGACAACCAAAAGUCUUUGGCAUGUUGAGUUAUUUAAUGAAUUAGAAGAAGAUGGUCAUAAGAUUAAAAAUUUUAACUUAAAAAGAAAAGAUGGAAGAUUUUAUAUAAUUAAUCUUGAUUUUGAAAGUAAUACAAAAGAAGAAGAUAUUAGAAAAAUUUUAGAUAAUCUUUUAAAGAAACGUAAUGCUGCUUUAUUAGAAGCUAAACUUUUAAAAAAAAAUAAAAAAAAUUAA
Molecule: messenger RNA, 2637 nt
Organism: Strongyloides ratti
Lineage: Eukaryota; Metazoa; Nematoda; Chromadorea; Rhabditida; Strongyloididae
Product: Aminoacyl-tRNA synthetase, class Ia domain and Leucine-tRNA ligase family and Valyl/Leucyl/Isoleucyl-tRNA synthetase, editing domain and Aminoacyl-tRNA synthetase, class 1a, anticodon-binding domain and Rossmann-like alpha/beta/alpha sandwich fold domain-containing protein
Exons: 2
Coding region: 1-2637 (878 amino acids)
Biological process (GO): leucyl-tRNA aminoacylation; mitochondrial translation
Cellular component (GO): mitochondrion
Molecular function (GO): ATP binding; leucine-tRNA ligase activity
Source: RefSeq, a predicted model, not a curated record